This is a messenger RNA of Danio rerio (zebrafish), 3696 nucleotides long. It is a transcript of the gene cand2, whose product is annotated as cullin-associated and neddylation-dissociated 2 (putative). The record is from RefSeq and is marked provisional. NCBI's taxonomy places the organism in Eukaryota, Metazoa, Chordata, Actinopteri, Cypriniformes, Danionidae. Gene Ontology annotation, biological process: SCF complex assembly. Gene Ontology annotation, cellular component: nucleus.
AUGUCGAACGUUACUUUUUAUAUUUCCAAUCUGUUGGAAAAAAUGACAUCCACUGACAAAGACUUUAGGUUCAUGGCAGCCAAUGACCUGAUGAUGGAGCUGCAAAAGGAUUCGAUCAAACUGGACGAGGAGAGCGAGAGGAAAGUCGUGACUAUGUUGCUCAAACUUCUGGAGGACAAAAACGGAGAAGUGCAGAAUCUGGCUGUCAAAUGUCUUGGUCCUUUGGUGGGAAAAGUAAAGGAGUGUCAGGUGGAGACAAUGGUGGAGACUCUUUGUUCAAACAUGAUGUCCAACAAGGAGCAACUGAGGGACAUUUCCAGCAUGGGCCUGAAAACUGUCAUUGCUGAACUGCCACCUUCAUCAACAGGUUUGAGCCUUACAGUCAGUGUAUGCCGAAAGAUCACAUCCCAGUUGAUUGGAGCAAUGGGAAUGCAAGAUGAUGUGUCCAUUCAGCUGGAGGCUUUGGAUAUUCUCUCCGAUAUGCUCAGCAGGUUGAGCACUGCUCUGGUGAGUUUCCAUCAGUCCAUCCUGACAAGUCUUCUCGCUCAACUAAUGAGUUCUCGUAUGGCCGUAAGGAAACGCUCCAUUAUUGCUCUGGGUCACCUGGUGCCCAGCUGUAGUCCUGCUCUGUUCACCCAGCUCACUGAGCACCUCAUGGGCGAACUGUCCCGUGGACCCCCAACUGCCAAUGUCCGCACUUACAUCCAAUGCCUGGCCACCAUCAGCAGACAAGGAGGACACCGGAUUGGUGAACACCUGGAGAAGAUUGUGCCCAUGGUGGUGAAGUUUUGUAAUGUGGAGGAUGAUGAGCUACGCGAGUUCUGCUUUCAAGCGUUUGAAGCUUUUGUUAGCAGAUGUUCAAAGGAAAUGUCCCCUCACAUCCCAACAAUUAUCAAGCUGUGUUUAAAGUACAUCUCCUACGACCCCAAUUACAACUAUGAUGCUGACGAUGAUGAGGAUGACAGUAUGGACAUUGAGGAUAGAGAGGAUGAAGAUCAGGAGUCUGACGAUGAAUACAGUGACGAUGAUGACAUGAGCUGGAAGGUGCGGCGUUCCUCUGUAAAAUGCUUGGAGGCGAUAAUCAGCAGCCGAAGGGAUCUGCUGGUGGAGCUCUAUGGAUCCGUAGGCCCGACAUUGGUGUCCCGCUUCAAAGAACGUGAGGAGAAUGUUAAGACAGACAUUUUCUCAGCAUUUGUGGCCUUGCUCAGACAGACCAGACAUCCUCACGGUCCCACUUUGGACACAGAGUCUAAAGAGGAGCCAGCGGUCACUCUUUUAAAGAAGCAGGUACCGACAAUAGUAAAAGCCUUACACCGACAGCUAAAGGAGAAAAGCAUGAGAUGUAGGCAAGGCUGUUUUAGUCUUCUGACAGAGAUGGCCAACGUAUUGCCUGGUGAACUAGGAGAGCACAUACCAGCCCUGAUUCCAGGUAUUAUCUACUCCUUGACAGACAAGUCAUCCUCCUCAAAUAUGAAGAUUGAUGCCCUUUCUUUCCUCAAUGUCCUCUUGAGUAGCCACAACCCAGAAGUCUUCCACCCACACAUUAGUGUCAUCUUAACACCAGUGAUUCAAUGUGUUGAAGAUCCAUUUUACAAAAUCACAUCCGAGGCUCUUCAAGUCACCCAGCAGAUUGUGAAACUAAUACGGCCACUGGAGAAGCCUGUCUCUUUUGAUGCUAAGCCUUACGUGAAGAACAUAUUUGCUUGUACCUCAAAGAGGUUGAAGGCAGCUGACAUUGACCAAGAGGUGAAAGAGCGGGCCAUUUUCUGCAUGGGCCACAUCUUGAGUCAUCUGGGCGACCACCUUGGUGCUGACUUACAGCCUACCUUGCAGAUAUUUCUGGAAAGGCUUAAAAAUGAAAUCACCAGGCUUAUCGCAGUAAAGACCUUGACUCUUGUAGCGUCCUCGCAACUUAAAAUUGACCUGAGACCCAUUUUGACUGAGGGGAUUCCAGUGCUUGGGUCCUUCUUGCGGAAAAACCAGCGAGUCCUCAAAUUGAAUACAAUAACAGUCCUAAACGUGAUAGUCACAAACUACAGCGACAGCUUUAAGCCCCCAUUGAUAGAGUCCAUACUGAGUGAGGUGCCUGCUUUGAUUCAGGAGAAUGAUAUGCAUAUCUCACAGGUAGCCAUAAACCUGAUCACCUGUAUGGCCAAAGUUUGCCCCUCCUCUCUGAGCAAGAUUGGGGGUACAAUCUUACCUGAAGUGCUUAACUUAGUCCAUUCUCCACUGCUACAAGGAGGUGCUCUUAAUUCAAUCCUACAAUUCUUCCAGGUUCUUGUAGCAACAAAGGCUAACAACAUGGGAUACAGUGAUCUUCUGAAAGCUUUGAGGGGGCCUUUUUAUGAUUCAAAGUCGGCUGACUCCAUGUCUGUGCAUAAACAGUCCUACUACUCGGUGGCCAAAUGUGUAGCAGCGUUGUCUUCGGUCUGUCCUAAAGAAGCUUCUGGAUUGGUCUCUAACUUAAUCCAGGAUGUCAAAAACCCCAAAUCAUCAGAGCCUGUGAGGAUCCUUUCAUUGCUUUGUCUUGGGGAAAUCGGACGUUUUAUGAAUUUUGAAGGGCAGAAGGAGUUGAAGGGAGUCAUAAUGGAAGCAUUCGGUUCUCCUAGCGAAGAAGUCAAGUCUGCAGCAUCUUUCGCCCUGGGAAAUAUUUGUGUUGGAAACUUAGGGGAAUAUCUUCCGUUUAUGCUCAAAGAGAUAGGCAGCCAGCAGAAGAGACAGUACCUGCUUCUGCACUCCCUCAAGGAGAUGAUCAGCGCUCUGUCAGCCGAAAGUCUCAAACCUCAUGUGGAAAACAUCUGGGCUCUGCUGUUCAAGCACUGUGAAUGUGCAGAGGAGGGUACUCGCAAUAUUGUAGCCGAAUGUCUGGGAAAACUCACAUUGGUCAGCCCAUCUGAACUUCUGCCAAGGCUAAAGAAACAACUGUCCUCAGGGUCCCCUCUUUCACGCAGUACUGUUGUAACUGCAGUAAAGUUCACCAUUGUUGACCACCCUAUGCCUAUUGACUCACUCCUCAAAGGAUGCAUUGGUGAUUUUCUGAAAACACUCCAGGAUCCUGACCUCAAUGUUCGGCGAGUGGCUUUAGUUAUGUUGAAUUCUGCUGCCCACAAUAAACCUUCCUUAAUUCGUGGACUUUUGACAUCACUCCUUCCACAUCUAUACAAUGAGACGCAGAUCAGGAAAGACCUCGUUCGAGAGGUUGAGAUGGGUCCCUUCAAGCACACAGUAGAUGAUGGGUUGGACGUCCGUAAAGCGGCGUUUGAAUGCAUGUACACUCUGCUGGACAGCUGCCUGGACUGUUUGGACAUCUUUGAAUUUCUGAACCAUGUUGAGGAAGGCCUGAAAGACCACUACGAUAUUAAAAUGCUGACCUUCAUUAUGCUCGCAAGACUUUCGAAAUUGUGUCCAACUGCUGUCGUACAAAGGCUGGAAAGAUUAGUGGAGCCACUAAAAGCUACUUGCACUACAAAGGUAAAGGCCGGUUCAGUGAAGCAAGAAUUUGAGAAGCAGGAAGAAUUGAGGAGAUCUGCCAUGCGUGCUGUCGCCGCUCUGCUGUCCAUCAGUGAAGUGGAAAAAAGCCCUGCCAUGGCAGACUUCGCCAAUCAGAUCAGAAGCAAUGCAGAGAUGGCCACUAUCUUCGAGAGCCUUCAAGGAGACCCCUUAGCAGGAGCUGUGGAAUCAAUGGACACCAGUUAG